GGUGAGACGGCAGCGGUGACGCCCGCCCUCGAGCACCUCUGCACCGCCGCGGCCCGCAGCGCUCCCCGCCCCCCGCCCCCGCGGCAGCGGGCCUUGCCGUCGAGUGACAGCGGCCUGGGGGGGCAGGGGGGGCGGGGGCGGCCGGACCAGCGAUGCCGGCGGGCAUGACGAAGCAUGGCUCGCGCUCCACCAGCUCGCUGCCGCCGGAGCCCAUGGAGAUCGUGCGCAGCAAGGCGUGCUCACGCAGGGUGCGCCUCAACGUCGGGGGCCUGGCGCACGAGGUGCUGUGGCGCACUCUGGACCGCCUGCCCCGCACGCGGCUGGGCAAGCUCCGGGACUGCAACACGCACGACUCUCUGCUCCAGGUGUGCGACGACUACAGCCUUGAGGACAACGAGUACUUCUUUGAUCGCCACCCGGGCGCCUUUACCUCCAUUCUCAAUUUCUACCGCACGGGCCGGCUGCACAUGAUGGAGGAGAUGUGCGCGCUGAGCUUCAGCCAGGAGCUGGACUACUGGGGCAUCGAUGAGAUCUACCUGGAGUCCUGCUGUCAGGCCCGCUACCACCAGAAGAAGGAGCAGAUGAACGAGGAGCUGAAGCGCGAGGCCGAGACACUGCGGGAGCGGGAGGGCGAGGAGUUCGACAACACGUGCUGCGCCGAGAAGAGGAAGAAACUCUGGGACCUUCUGGAGAAGCCCAACUCAUCGGUGGCCGCCAAGAUCCUGGCCAUCAUCUCCAUCAUGUUCAUCGUCCUCUCCACCAUUGCCCUGUCACUCAACACACUGCCUGAGCUGCAGAGCCUGGAUGAGUUCGGCCAGAGCACGGAUAACCCGCAGCUGGCGCACGUGGAAGCGGUAUGCAUCGCGUGGUUCACCAUGGAGUACUUGCUGAGGUUCCUAUCCUCACCCAAAAAAUGGAAGUUUUUUAAGGGCCCUCUCAACGCUAUUGACUUACUGGCCAUCCUGCCCUACUACGUCACCAUCUUCCUCACAGAGUCCAACAAGAGUGUGCUGCAGUUCCAGAACGUGCGCCGCGUGGUCCAGAUCUUCCGCAUCAUGCGUAUCCUUCGCAUCCUGAAGCUGGCCCGCCACUCCACCGGCCUACAGUCCCUGGGUUUCACACUCCGCAGGAGCUACAAUGAGCUGGGCUUGCUCAUCCUCUUUCUCGCUAUGGGCAUCAUGAUCUUCUCCAGCUUGGUCUUCUUUGCCGAGAAGGAUGAGGAUGACACCAAGUUCAAAAGCAUCCCUGCCUCUUUCUGGUGGGCCACCAUCACCAUGACAACCGUUGGGUAUGGAGACAUCUACCCUAAGACUCUCCUGGGGAAAAUUGUGGGGGGUCUCUGCUGCAUCGCCGGGGUCCUAGUGAUCGCCCUUCCCAUUCCCAUUAUUGUCAAUAACUUCUCGGAGUUCUAUAAGGAGCAGAAGAGGCAGGAGAAAGCCAUCAAGCGGAGAGAGGCUCUGGAGAGGGCCAAGAGGAACGGCAGCAUCGUGUCCAUGAACAUGAAGGAUGCCUUCGCCCGGAGCAUCGAGAUGAUGGACAUUGUAGUUGAGAAAAAUGGAGAGAGCACGGCUAAAAAGGAUAAAGUGCAGGAUAACCACCUGUCUCCCAACAAGUGGAAAUGGACCAAGAGGGCACUAUCUGAGACCAGCUCCAGCAAGUCCUUUGAAACCAAGGAGCAGGGGUCCCCUGAGAAGGCCAGAUCGUCCUCUAGCCCGCAGCACCUGAACGUCCAGCAGUUGGAAGACAUGUACAAUAAGAUGGCCAAGACACAGUCCCAACCCAUCCUCAACAUGAAGGAGAUGGCACCGCAGAGCAAGCCAAAGGAAGAACUGGAGAUGGGAAGCAUGCCUAGCCCUGUGGCCCCUCUGCCCACACGCACAGAAGGUGUCAUCGACAUGCGAAGCAUGUCCAGCAUUGACAGCUUCAUCAGCUGCGCCACGGACUUCCCUGAAGCCACCAGAUUCUCCCACAGCCCUCUGGCAUCCCUGUCCAGCAAGGCGGGGGUUGGCACAGCUCCAGAGGUAGGCUGGCGGGGGGCUCUGGGUGCCAGUGGUGGGAGACUCAUCGAGGCCACCCCCACUCCCGAGGGCAGCCGCUCUGGUUUCUUCGUUGAGAGCCCCAGGAGUUCCAUGAAGACCAGCAACCCCAUGAAGCUCCGGGCACUCAAGGUCAACUUCAUGGAGGGUGACCCCAGCCCGCUGCUGCCCUCUCUAGGGAUGUACCACGAUCCUCUUAGGAACAGAGGAGGCGCAGCAGCUGCGGUCGCGGGACUGGAGUGUGCCUCACUCUUAGACAAGCCUGUGCUGAGCCCAGAGUCCUCCAUCUACACCACAGCAAGUGCCAGGACACCUCCUCGCUCCCCUGAGAAACACACAGCAAUAGCAUUCAACUUUGAGGCGGGCGUCCACCAGUACAUAGAUACGGACACAGACGAUGAGGGUCAGCCGCUCUACAGCGUGGACUCCAGUCCUCCCAUGAGUCUCCAUGGGAGCACCAGCCCCAAGUUCAGCAUUGGAACUAGAACAGAGAAGAACCAUUUCGAAAGCUCUCCCCUGCCCACCUCUCCUAAGUUCUUAAGGCCUAACUGUGUCUACUCCUCAGAAGGGUUGACUGGGAAAGGUCCCGGAGCCCAAGAAAAGUGUAAGCUGGAGAACCACACCUCCCCCGAUGUGCACAUGCUGCCCGGAGGAGGAGCGCAUGGGAGCACUCGGGAUCAGAGCAUCUGAGCUGUCCACAGCAGAGGGGAGUUUGCAGGAGAAAUCAAGGAGUGGGGGAGCUUGGCUUGCUGUCGCUGAGUUCUGCAUGACCUCGGAGACACAAGGCCACCACAGAGCCCCAGCAACAGGAGAGACCCUGAGAGCCAUGACAGGUCUAUGGAUACAUAAUCAGCCAAGCCACAGGGACCGUACCUCCAAACAGCACCUUCCUGAGAUGACAUGAGCAGAGCUCACAGCCACUAAGACCCAGCCUUGGCCACCUACUUCCUAGUCCCCUCUUGAGGCUCUCCCAGUCUCUGAGUAUGCCAUCUCCCACUCCUGUGGCUUCAGCUAGAGGAGGGCGUUGGAGCAAGGAGCUGCUAGUGAAACUGUGGAUUGAUCAAGUAGUACUGGGUGUCGCCUAGCAUCCGCCAAGAGCGCCUGCCCUCUAAGGCAGGGUCUUACUGCUAGAAGGGUAGAGGGGGCACUUUGAUCAUGAGGAAUUUGCCAUUCCAUCAGCCAUGGCCCCAGUGUUAUAACCUUUAACCAAGCAAGCGGCUUGACUGGUUCAGUAUUCUGUGCUACCCAGGACUUUCUUCUGAGACGCUAUCGGGGUGAGCUGACAAUUUGGACUCGAUUCUUUCUGCCCACCUGGCAAUCAAGGAAGGGUUCAGAUGGUUGGCACAGAGCCAAGGGGAUAAACCAGACCACCGCUUUUCGGGCUGUCACAGGAAUGAGAGUUCCAAACAGUACCAGCCUGGACUCAAGAGAUACGUGAGCGUCAAAUAUGCAAACAAGAUAGAUUAUUCAGAGAGACUGUGUUACUGAGGAACAGCAUUAAAAAAUAAUAAAUUUCAUUUUCUACAUGAAAAAAAGGAAAAAAAGCAAAAAAAAAAAAAGCCCUCACUGAACUGCCCUGUGCAGGCUUCUGACUACUUUUUGUUGUGUUGGGGAACACGGGAACAUACCUACUAUGGGAGAAGUUCUUUUUUUCUUUUUGUUUGUUUGUUUCUGUGGUAUUCAAGCUAAAAAAAAUAAUAAGUUAAUAAAAAGCACUUUAUGUUUUUCUAAUCUAGGUUCUACCAGGGACAGUGUCAAGAUCUCGCACUUUAAAACAAGCACUAUUUCCCGUGGGCCGCAUGGUGGCCCUGCACUUGGGGCCACAGUGGGUCUCACUGUCACAUUAGAGUCUGUGGCUCCUCCAUGGCCCCUCAAGAUCACCCCUCAUCCCUGAUGGGUCAGGAGGGGUCCUCAGCCCUCGGGGAAGGGCUCUCUUAGAGCCCUGUGUGCAAGAGACUCACAUGUCUCUGACGGGCGCAGCGACUGGGGUCGGGUAUUGUACUGUUCUUUCUCGUCAACCAGCCAUUGUGUGUUCUGUGUCACUGUCUGUCCUGAAAGCCCGAUGCUCCUUCCCGCAGCCAUCUAGGCAGACGGCACAGCCAAAAGCAAUAAGUACUCAUGUGUAUCCCUAGAGGUUCUGAUGUACUUCCUGGUGUCAGUCUCCCUGUCCUAGCGUGUUGACCUGGCGUUGUCCUACCUGUAACCCAGUGGCACAGUGUUGUUGGUCCUUCUUCAGUGACACCAGUCGGCAUGACGCUGUAGUGAUGGCUUGUCUUUCAGUGAGGAUAGUGUUACUGGUCAGCCUGUCUGCAGUACGAUGGGGCAAUGUGGUUUUCUUACUAUGGUGUUAGUGGAUAAUGUCCCAAAUGCUGUAGUGUCCUCCUCCCUGUCCUCAGAACAGUGACAGGCAUGUGUCUUCCUGAUGGAGCAAUGACAUGAUAUUGAUCACCUGUCCUCAGUAUAAUUUAUGGCUGGUCUGCCCAACAGUUCAAUGGCAUGGUCCACCCAUCAGCACACUUACAUCCAUGUUCUGCCUCUUGUUUCCAUGACUGAGAUCAGGUCACCCGUCACAGGUGGAAUGCUAAAGGGUUAUCACGCCAACCCUAAACAAAGCAUUUUGUACAGUUCAUGACACUCCUUGGUAUCUCCAGGGACCAGGGUCCCCUCCCUCCAGGGGGUGUACCCCAGGGUCCCCUCCCUCCAGGGGGUGCAGUCCAGGGUCCCCUCCCUCCAGAGGGUGCAGCCCAGGGUCCCCUUCCUCCAGAGGGAUAUACCUUGGUGUUUGCUGUGAAUGAGGAAAACUGAGACUUUGACUGUCUCAGGGCCUCAGAACGUUCUCGAAACAGAUGCAAAGGGGCUGAGACAGUGAAGGUUCUAGACAGCAGUGCCCUGGGAACAGGAAGCAGGGGGACUCCAGAGCCCCCUGCUGAGCUCAGGCUGGUGCUAGGGCCUGUUGACGUGACUGUGGGACCACUCUGUUGACCAUCGUUCGUGUUUCUUUGUUUUUUCUUCACCAUAGACGUCACCCAGCAGCACAAAUGUGAAAAUUCAGGGAAAACAAACAAAUGCUUUUUGAUAAAAAGAAAAUAGUUGUGAUUUCCGAUUCAGAUAUUUUUAGAACUAUCUGUAAAAACUCCUACUGAUGAUAUAGUCUAUUUUACAUAUCAGGAAGUAAACAUGUCUUAACAUAGCCAUAUAUAGCCAGAAGGAAAUUACUGCCCCCUCCUUCAAAUCAAGGCAUUUCAUUUGUUGAUUAAGCCGAUGGCUAGUGUACAGAGUAGAAAUGGCUUCUUUCUUAUCUAAGAACUUGGUGCGACUCUCCUUGUAACCAAAGGCCCCUCUGCCUUGUGUCAUGUAGGACCUGGCUGUCCCUUCCUCCUGUAUUUUGUCUGACCUUAAAGUAGCAUUUUCCAGGGUAAAUGAAGGACAAAUUCAGAAUACCCCUUCCUAGCUGAAUAAACAGUCUGACAGAAUUCCUAUAGAAGCAACCAUCAAAACUCAGUGUAAAACUAUGCGUAAAAGUUUUCCGCUUCGUUUUGGGUUUUGCUGGUUUGUUGUGUUGUUAUUGUUUCACCCAUUUAUAUGUGUGUGUACUGUGGGAAUAUCGCUUUUCCUCUGUGUGUGACUCGUGAGAGUACUGUAAACUUUCCUACCAGGCCUCCACCUGCUAAAAAGGAACACUUUGAGCUUCAUUCCACACACACCCUACCUGGGUACCUGCGUUUCCAUGCACUGGGAAAGCUGGAGAAGGGUUGCCAACUUGAAGCUGACUCUGACUCAGUAGUGAAGAGGGAAGCCAGGGUAUGGAGGCAGAGGCUACCGGAACUUGGUGGAUCAUUUCCAUCUGUCCUGAACCAACCGGAGCAAAAGGAAGUGAGGUACCCCAAGUGACACCGAGGGCUGGAGGUGGCGACCCAGUUAUGGUCCAGUUAUAAAAUCAAUAGGACUGUCAAGAACCCAGGGGAACUUAAGUGACAGCAUAUUCAUCCCAUCGUCAGAAAAAGCCAGGCAUCGGACGCUGUGUGUGCCCAUCGCUCGGGAAAGCCUGCCCCGAGGGAGAGCGGAGACAGGUCAGCGCUUUCACCUUCCGUCACUGGAUGCCCCCAUAACAGCAGGUCUGAGGCUGCAGAUUUCCCUCUGGGAUUCCAUCUUAAGCACAUUGAGAGGAGAAAGAGUAAAGAGGAGAUAACAUUGGACAUCGAGGAAAGAAGAAAUACCCAAAUCAUGAGGAAGCCACCCUUCACCCACUCCGCUCGCCCCGACAGCUCUAGGAACAGGAGCUUUUUGCAACUGAGUCUCUCCUUCCAGCCCACCUCCUUUGGGUCCCUAAGCUGCAGCCUCGUCUUGGCCCCUUCUCCUGAGGAGAUACAAGGUCCUAAGGAGGUAAAAAACACAAGACACAGCAGCAUCCUCGUCUACACAGCUGUAAUGUAUUGUCAAUACUUGUAAUUAAUAUGUAUUUGUCUGACUCUGGUCAUGGCUGGAAUGUCUAGUCCAUGAACAAGGGGAUAGUUAAAAUCCAUCACAAACAAUGGUCCCUAAAGCCAGGUCUUGAUUGAUAGAUAGAUAGAUAGAUAGAUAGAUAGAUAGAUAGAUAGAUAUGUAGAUAUAUUAAUAUCUCUCCUUUCCUUAUUUCUCUGCCAGCUUGUCUCAAGUAAAAUAACCAUAAACUGCAUUGAAUCAAAGGAGGAUGCACGGGAAAUCUUCUAGAACACGCUCUUUCAGAGAUGUACUUUGUAUGUGUGGGUAGCCGAGAAGUUGGCAGAAGACAGAAGGGGACUCCCAGGUCCCAGAAGGACAAUAGAACACUCCAGCCCCAGGCAUUUCCUAACCUAUUAUUGUUUAUAUGACAACACUCAAAUGCUUUCAUGUCACCAGGCCAGGGCCACCCAAACCAGCCCUGGCCACACCUGGAAAUAAGAGUUACCUCUGCAUUUUCUGUUGCCAUUUUUUUCUGGCUCUAGAAGUAUCUAUAUAUGCUAGGAUGUCCACACAUCUCAGAGUAGUCUAUUUUUUUGUUCAGAUAAAUAUAUAUAUAUGUAUUUUAGUAUAUUUAUAGUAGGACAAUUUAGUCUAAUUUCUUUUGUAACAGUGAUAUCUUGGGGGUUUUAUCAUUGCUCAUUCACAUAACUGGUCUUUUCUGCUCUCCAUCCUUCCCACUGUCCCUUGGACUGUUUUUUCUUUUCUUCUGUUGGAUUCUGGUUGUCUGGAAGUGAGGAAAGAUUGGAGUUUGACAUCCUGGAAGACUGAGUUCCUGUCCCUGGGGUUGGGGUGGCAUCUGCGUCUUUCCUCACCAGAUCUGUGUUCCCCUGGCUGUCGCUCUUAAGAAUCCAGGUGUGCAGGAGCAAGCCAGGUAAAACAGAGGUGUAGUUGGGACCUGGGCUUCUGGGAGCGGGGCCCUGCCCUCCUGAGAUCUUAAAGGAUCGAGCUUUCUGAUUCCCAAAAAGACUGGAAUCAAGACCCUUCUGCAAGCAAACUUGUCUCCAAGCAAUUGCUGAGCCCAGGAACACUCCUGAGUUCCUCUUGGCCAGACUGUCCCCAUGUCUGGCGUCCUACUUUGGAUCCAGGGACCAGAGCAGGUGCAGGCACUGGCAAACCUCAGAGGAACGUGCUGCGUCUCCAGUCCAUGUCCCACAGUCUCACCAAAAACCAGCGACCAGACAGCCUUGUAGCCAAAACUGAGGAGCGACGGCCCAAAGCUUCGAUCUUCCUGCCCCGUCUUUCUCAGCAGCGCCAAGUGUGAAAUUUGGGGCAAGGGCAUCAGUAUUUUUCCAGCCUCCACUUUUCCAAGCCUCUGGUCCUUGGUCAGCCCUGAGCAUUCAUCUGUGAGGAGAGUUUGAGCCUGAGGGAAGGUGGUGGACGGACACCAAAUGGAGUGAAAAGGGUUCUUCUCCAUCAGUCAUUUACCUGGGAUAACAAAGAAAGCCAAUCAGAUUGCCUCCCACGCUCAACAGGCCAUCUGCUUGCCAUCAGCAGCAUCAGAGAUUUGGGUCAAGCCAGGGCCAUCUCCAUCUCAGACAGCGAUGAUGUCCCCCACUGAAACCCCAAGAGGAAGCUAACCCAAACACAAAUUCAUUAUCCUUGUGGUUAAUUUUUCUUUUCUUCCCUUUGGUUUUGUUCCAUUUUGUGGUGUUGAGAAUCUAACUAGGGCCUUGGCUGUGUCAGACAAGUGGUUGACCCCCUGAGCUAUUUUGGAAUGUGAUUCUAAUCAGUUUCCCCAGCCCUAAAAUUCCUGGUUAAUCUGGUUUGUUCCAGAGUCAAAUAAAACAGGAAAGAGAGAGAGAGAGAGAGAGAGAGAGAGAGAGAGAGAGAGAGAGAGAGAGAGAGAGAGAGAGAGAGAGAGAGAGUAGCAUUGCCCUGAUAUUUCCCAGGUUCCCUACCUGGAUAAGUAAACACUGGCUGUCUUCCCAAGAAAGAGAAGGUACACUCUGACCUUCUCCCCUUGCCUUAGAAUUUCUCUAGAAAUUUGCAAAUGGCAAUUUGAACUGAAUUUGGAAGGGUCUGUCAGUAAAGUGAACUCUCCUCUCCACGUCUCGCCCUACCUCUGUCUCUCUCAGCCAAGGUCCUGAAGAAGUCUAAAAGCUAACAGGAAAGCAUGGGCAGGGAGCUGGCCCAAGGACAUAGCCACUUAACAUGAGUUGGUCGAUUUCUACUGAAAGCAAGUAAGCCUUUUCUCAUCAGUUAGGUGAUCUGCUCAUGGAAUGCAGUGCAUAGUGGGUAAGGAGCUCCAGCCUGCCCACGGUAUUGGAGGUGUUCACAGGGAGAAUGGGUAUUGCACAGAUGGGCCCUGGCAUUGCUACAAAAUUGGACGGGAAACUCAAAGCAAUUCGUGUGUGUGUGUGUGUGUGUGUGUGUGUGUGUGUGUGUGUGUGUGUGUGUGUGUGUGUCCAUCCAUGGCCUUGUGUGCACAUGUGGCUUUCUGCAUAGAUAUGUCUCUUGAACAUUCUGGGCCCAGGUUCAAACAACAUAGACAAGGACUUGGAGCACAGCUAAUGGGACCACAGGUUAUAUGACUGGGGCAUCCCAGAAGGCACCAAAGCAAGAGGGUUGCAGCAUGGGACUCAGCUUCACAAGCCUUCUCCUUGCAAUUUUUCUGACCCUGCCAAUCAUUGACCUAACCCAUUCCCAGUGACCUAGCAACGACUACUUGGAGAUGAGAUGCAUGUUGCCUUUUCCCAGGCAGCAAAGGGCCAACCCACAAAGUCCCACCUGUGGUGGCCACCACAUGGUGCUUCAGCCCCUUCCCCUAGACCCUGUGCCCUCAAAGAGACACAGUGAUCACCCCACAAGCCAGCCACCCACUGCCCAGGCAAUCCCAAAAGCACCAUUCCAAAAGGGCUUUUUUUCCCUGUUAAAUAAAAUACUGAACAUAGUCAAGAUUUUCAAAGGUCUCUGCCCACAAAAUAAACCCAGAAAAAUCAAAAAGGCCAAGGUAGCCAUAAUUCUGCUUUACAAGAAGCAAAGCUCCAGUUGCUUCAACAUCCAUCCCCAGAAGGCCCGCUUCCUGCUCUCUGCCUCCAGGCAACCCAGAGCUGCUGAGCUCUCCCUCACUGGGCACGAUGGGUGUGGAGGAGAUGAGUGAACUUCUGAGUGAGCCCAAGUCCAGGUGGUUUUGAAAAGCAAGGUAGACCAGUAGGCCAGGUUGGCCGGAACCACUUUCUUCUAAAACUAAAUAAAACAGAAAUCAUUUUCCAAAAUCUCAGCCCACAGAGGCAUUGCCCAAGACACUCAGCUGCAUUUAGGGGAAAUGUGGGGGUCCUCAAUUCUGUCCCACUUAGAUGUGCUCCAAGCCACACACAGAGCUCAGACACGUCCUGCCUCCCUAGGUGAAGUUCUGUCUGGAUAGACACUUAAGAGGCCCCAAGUGUCCAGCUCAACUGCACAGCUCCCAGCGUUUGGGCUUCUUCAAGUUUUGAGACAUCUGAGACCAGGAGGCAUCCGAGAGUCAGAUGUGGUUACGGAUAGUGCAGGGCAGCUGUGCUCUUUCUCUAGGCCCAUUUGGCUUGAGUCUAAGCUAAGAGCAGGGAACCCCCUUUUCUACACCAGAAACUCGUUGUCAUCUGUCAGUGUGCUGCUGGCACACAGUGACCAUCCAGCCUGUGUUUGGGGCAAAAUGAACGUGUGAGUGAAAAGCAGAUGGAUGUGUGGUGAAGAGGGCAUUGCUGGAGUCUCAGCUGGGGCUAUUGCUAAUUGGGGGGAAAAAGAGUGGGAGUACCUUCUCUCUCAACUGCCUCCACUAAUACCAUGUCCUCUCUGAUCAUGUUUGGAGUCACAGCCAUGCCCACGUUCAAUGGUAGCCCCAAACUGACAUGGGUCAUGGUCUGCUCCUGUCCUGUCCUGAGGCUGGUCAGCACCUGCUGUCUUCCUGCUUGUUCUAUUCAGUUCACAGGGAGGUCACACGGUGACCACAGUAGCUAUCCAGUAGUUCAAGCCAAGAGUCCAGAGUAGAGGGGGUCUGGGACUUGACUAGGGCAGGAGCAUGGAAGCCAGUGUCUGUAACUGGAUCUCAUUUCCUGAGUUGUAAGAACCAACGGUCUCUCCUUUUAAGUGAGUCCCAAAGGCCCCCCUUACAACAACAAACACUCCAACGCCAUCAACUCAGACCCUCUGCCCCUCCCAGGAUCCCACAGCAUAAGGCUGGGGUUCUUCUGCCAGCAAAGCCAUUCUGAUUGCCCCACCCUUAAAGGGGGCCAAGCCAAUCAUAUUAGCCAUAAUCCACCAGGGUCCUCAGCCAUUUUUCUUCAGGUUGUGUUCAUGGGUCCUGUUCACCCUUCAUCAGUGGAAGGCUCUAGUCCUUCCUGUACAUGUGACAAUGCACAUUGAUGUGUGUGUGUUCAUACAUGCUCAUGAGUAUACACACAAGGAAGCCAACAAACCCCAGUGUUGUCUUCUGCAUGUGGUGAGAUGGACUUGUGACCCUUGUGUGACCUCCGGCUGCUGUCCUGUCCUGUAAAAAACGUUCAAAUGUUUAAGAAUUUCCAAGCAAAUGGUCCCUUAAUGAAGUCUGCAGCGUUCAAUAAAAGAUCCGGAGAAAACGA
Messenger RNA from Mesocricetus auratus (golden hamster), 11074 nucleotides. RefSeq names its product potassium voltage-gated channel subfamily B member 1 (gene Kcnb1). Bases 153 to 2726 code for a protein of 857 amino acids. The record is from RefSeq and is a predicted model, not a curated record. Lineage: Eukaryota; Metazoa; Chordata; Mammalia; Rodentia; Cricetidae. Gene Ontology annotation, cellular component: membrane; voltage-gated potassium channel complex. Gene Ontology annotation, molecular function: protein binding; delayed rectifier potassium channel activity. Gene Ontology annotation, biological process: potassium ion transmembrane transport; protein homooligomerization. The transcript has 2 exons.